This is a messenger RNA of Larimichthys crocea (large yellow croaker), 2533 nucleotides long. It is a transcript of the gene wdr31, whose product is annotated as WD repeat domain 31. Lineage: Eukaryota; Metazoa; Chordata; Actinopteri; Sciaenidae. The transcript has 10 exons. The coding region runs from base 429 to 1505 and encodes 358 amino acids. The record is from RefSeq and is a predicted model, not a curated record. Gene Ontology annotation, molecular function: protein binding.
AACCGGAGCUCUCGGUGCGCAAUGGAAAUAUUAUAUCCCAGCUUUGUGUUUAAUAAAAAGGAAAAAGAAAAAGACGUUUCACGGCUGUUUGUAGUUGCAAGGUUGAGAAGGAAGGGAAUAAACGCUGUGUUGUUGAUUUCUCUCUCUCUCUCUCUGUCUCUCCCCCCCGGCCAAUCUUCUCCUUUUCCUCAAUUCUCUUCAUGUAUUUUUAUUGCAGAGCCCAUCCACUCCUCCGCUGGCUGGGUGACGUCGGCCUCCCAUCGACUGGAGGGGGUGGGACGGGGUGGGAGUCACGUCAAACAAACGCCACACAAAGUAUUUAUACCCCCAACCUGUGGAAUAGAAAAAUGUGUAUGAAUGGAGGAGCUGGACUCAUAUCUCUAUGGUCAUGUGUGUAAUAGAAGUGUGGCUGCAGGUUCCUACCAGUCAUGGGCAAACUACAGAGCAAGUUUCGCAAGAGGUCUGAGCUCUACAGGGCAUCUCAGGGGGAGAAGGCAGAUAAUACUUUUGACAGUCAGGUGGUGCAGUAUGAACCUGCUCAUCAGGGGUCCAUCAACACUGUCACGUGUCUCAGCCCAGAACUGUGUGUUUCUGGUGGGAGUGACCAGGCUGUGGUGGUGUAUGACUGGGAACAAGGCCGGAUGUGUCAGUCCUUCCAGGGUCACAACCGAGAGGUUACCAAGACGGUGUGUUAUCCAGGCAGCACAUGGAUCUUCAGCGCCUCACGGGACAAGACUGUUUUGAUGUGGGACCUGAACCAGGGAGAUGAACCUAUUCAGGAAUUUUGUGGGCAUGAGUUGGUGGUCAAUGGAUUAGCUAUCAGUCCUGAUGGGAGAAAGCUGUGCACCGGUUCUCGUGACAACUGGAUGUGCCUGUGGGAUAUUGAAUCUGCAAAAUGUGAACAGAGACACAACAUUUCUAGAAACCUGGUUACUCAUGUGUGUUGGGUGCCAGGCAGCUCCUCUGUAGUCCAGACCUCUGAGGAUAAGACAAUAAGGGUGUGGGACAGCCGUGCGUGGCAGGUGACAAAUACUUUUCCAGCCAAGCAAUACAUCCAGACCCACUGUGACGUUUCUCCGAAUGGAAACUACAUGGUAUCCAGCAGCAACGGAUUUGGAGGCCAGGGCUGUGAAGCUACGCUCUGGGAUCUGCGUCAGCCCGGUUGUAAAGUUGUGGAGUACAGAGGCCAUCUACAGACCACAGCCUGCUGUAUGUUUCUGCCUGGGCCUCCUGGUGGCACAGCUCGGGUAGCAACAUCAUCCCAUGACAGCUCCGUCAAAAUCUGGGAUCAGAACACAGCAGUCUGUUUAGCGACAUUGUCUCUGGAUGGUGCUGGUCCUCUGGUUUCUCUAUCACCCAACGACUCCGUCAAUCUGCUGUGUGCCAGCUUCAACUCUGGCCUCCACCAUAUCCAGGUGGGCCAGGGAUCACAUCAGGCUCAGGGUUCUGGAGCAGGUUCAGGUGGAUCAGGCAGCCUGGACAUAAAAGUUGUUGCACGCUUCUAAAAGACCCAGAAGAACCUGGUGUGACUCGUAACCCUCACCUGUGAAUCAGCGAGCGGUCACUGAAUAUGGUCAUCUUGUCUGUUCAUUUUUGUUUUAAUUUUUUAUAAUUGUACAUAUUUCUAGAGACAUUUUUGCUUUACUAGACUGCCAUACAGUGAAAAAUGACAGAAUAGACCUGUGAGAAAAGGAACUGGUGAUAAUGAGGAGACUGGAGGAUGCACCUGGAUGCCCAUCACUGCUGCUCUUCUGGGAAACCGGUCUGUAAGUCACACUAGCCAGUAAAUCAUAAGACUAUAAAGACCAAACUGUUCCUGUUUGGAUUGCUGCCUUCUUGGACCAGGCCAGAAUAACUAGGGAGUUUUCUACACUACUACAUCUAGGUGGAGUUGAUGGGAUGCUCCAUGUACAUGUUGCAUUGGUUUUGUUGGAUAUAUGUUUGGAGAACUUCUUAAUGUGGCAGGAGUGAUGUUAAAAUAUAAAAUAUUUGGUUAGGUAUUAAUUCUGAGUCUCAUAGAGGAUUUGAAGCCAAAUAGAAUUUCACUCUAUUUAGUAUUUUGUUUUUUCUGGAUAAGAUUUAGAAGGAGCAGUCAGAAUUAUAGUCAUGUUUAUAAAACACUUUUCUUCUUUUUAAUCACCAAGACAGAGUUAUGAGGAACAUGUGUAUGUUGAUACUAAUGUGAUUAGUUUGUACUGUAGCUUUAACCUGUCGAGUGUUAGACCAAAUGAGUAACUGUGACACAAGACUACAAACAUGCUUUAUUUUUAGGUAGAAUUUAAUCAGUCAAGGUUUUUACAUAGAGAUACAGAUUGAUAUUUUUUAACUGAGACAGUUAACAGUUGAACAUAUAGCUGAUGUUUGCUGCCGAUAUCCAAUAUAUUUAAAUUUGAAAAUAACUAUGCAAAAUACCUGAGUACCUUUUUAUAAUAAAAUACUGUUGGAGAAAAUGAAUAGGAAUAAAAAAUAUUGAAAUGUGAAAGUGUUGAAAUGUUCUGCAACUUGUCAACAUAAAACCAGUUACCAUCAAGAU